ACGUGACGUGACUCCGAAGUCCGAAUCCCCCAACCCUCACUCCGCUGGCGGCUGGCAGUUCACGCCAGGCGGCGGCGCGGCCAGUGGCCACGGCGGUCGUUGCGUCAGGGCCGUAGGCGCCGAAGCGUGCGGUCGACGCGACGGGAGACGAGGGACCGCGGCAACGGGGAACAAGCCGGCCAAACGGAGGGACUAGGGAGGCGCGCAGGUGGAGGCGGCGUCUUCCGGGCGGCGGGAGCGUGACCGGCCGGCGAGAACCCCACUUCGGCAGUUUCGAAGGCGAAGCUGCAGACACUAAUCUGAAGAAAAUCAGUGGUUCUUAAGAUGAAUUCUAAGGCUAAUGGGAGCAUAAAGAAGGCAGGGAGGGGUGAUCAUCUCCAUGGAGGGCCAAACUGGGUUCUUGUUGCUGGAGGCAUUUUGCUCAGCACACUCUCAGUCAGACUUGGGUGCAGAUUGAAGCAACUGUUUGAAACCAAGCAGCAAAACCCUUCUACCAAAGCCAAAAGAAGGCCUGGGGCAUUUGAACUGCAUUCCAACCUCUACAGGUUCAGUGACCAACCUAGCUGCCAUUGUUACAUGUCAGGGCAUGCUGAUGGUGAAGUGGAGCUCAAGCAAGCGCCUUCAAGUCCUAUACCUAAAUCAACUGAACCAUCCAAUCUUCUUGUGAAGAUACCAACACUAGAAUCAAGCAAAGAGAACAGUGGUAUCAUGUGGUCAUCAUCGCCUGACCGGCUUGAAGAUCCUCGCAAAGCAACAUUUCAGUACUCAAACUGCUCAGGCUCUCCCUCCAUUUCAGAAUCAGGAUCCGACAUUUAUAGCAAGCGAGAGGUCAUACAGAAGCUGAGGCAGCAGCUCAAGAGACGUGAUGAGAUGAUCAUGGAGAUGCAAGCUCAGAUCGCGGAGCUUAAGAACUCUCUGGCCAUCCAGGCGACUGAGAACACCGGUUUGCAGUCCCAGCUGGAUGCCACGAACCGAGAUCUGUUUGAAUCAGAUAGGGAGGUUCAGCAUCUAAGGAAGAUCGUCGCAGAUCAUUGCGUUGCGGACUCGCUCUCGCUUGAUAAACCUUUUCACGCUGGACAGUGGCAGACGAAUGGCACCAAUGGGCACGCUAAUGGUUAUUCUGACAGCAGCAUGGAUGACCCUGAGGUGCACUGUAAUGGUAUAGAGAAGAGGAAAGGAGAGGCAGAGAGGAUGGAGAUGCUAAGGAAAGAGGUGGGUGAGCUGAAGGAAGUUAUCGAGGGGAAAGAUUUCCUCCUCCAGAGCUACAAGGAGCAGAAGGUGGAGCUCUGCUCAAAGAUCAGAGAACUGCAGGAAAAGCUCUCAGCUCAAGUGCCGAACAUCUUGUAGCAAUAGCACUCACAAAACGUUACACGGACCAGCAGUGGAUCUCUGAUACAAUAAACAGGUGGUUUUCGCAGGGAAGCUCUCGACAGAUAUCGCCAAAAUCUUUCUAAGUUCUUUGCAGAAAGUUAGGUUGAUUAGUUUUCUCAUGUUUUAGCCACGAUGUCUAGUUUCUCUGGUGUGUUUUUGCCCUCUCCUGCUAGGUUCUAGGAAGGGUUUAUUUUUCGUCAUCCGUUUGUUUUCUAGACCUAGGUAGUUCAAUCAAUGGUGAACUUGGUGCAUAAGGUAUCUGUACAGGUUUUUGAUUAGCAGACAGUUGUGAGCUGUGCCUCCUCGUGUGGCGAGAAAUUUGCAAUCCUGGAAUGCAACUCUGCUGUUUUGCUUGAUUGGUGCAUAUGUGAAUUCAGUAGUUUCGCC
This is a messenger RNA of Sorghum bicolor (sorghum), 1758 nucleotides long. RefSeq lists its product as uncharacterized. The record is from RefSeq and is a predicted model, not a curated record. The transcript has 4 exons. Bases 325 to 1347 code for a protein of 340 amino acids. Lineage: Eukaryota; Viridiplantae; Streptophyta; Magnoliopsida; Poales; Poaceae.